AUGCUUCUUUGGUGUACAGUGGUAAGGGUUCACGAUUACUUGAUCUACUAAUUGUUACACACCGUAUCCAUUGUUUUAAUCUCUUGUUCUAAUCUAAUUGACUAAAUUAUUUAUUCGAACAUACCUAGGUUACCAUUAAUUUUACCCUUACAUGAAGUUGAAAAUAUCACAAGCAAACCAAACCUGAGCUGCCACAACUAGCCGUCAACAAGUUUUUCCGUAGUGGUGAACUACUGUUUGGUAACUAGGACUUGUAUUUAAUAAUUUGACACAGUCAGAAUUUAUAACAGAUUCUGAUAAAGAGUCAGUUGACACUUUCCUCCACUUUAUAGUCAGUAAUCAGCGCAGUGGCUCGAAUGCAACCAACGAUAAAUCAGUAAAUUAACUAAUCGUGAAAAGUACUAUAAUUGCUGCGUCUUUAAUUAAUAGGGAGCUCAUGCAACAACGACGGUGACGUCAGCGAGAACGGCAAAAAAGAAAUAGGUUUAUUUUAGCAAAACAACAACUCUCACGUGCAUCACGCUAGUUGUACAUUUCUCUUCCGCUCUUAAAUAUCAAAUUCCCACGUGAAGAGGUUUUGUAGCAGAGUUAGCUGUUAUGGUCUUGUCCAGUUUUUUGUCUAAUUUCUAAUUUCCACUUAGGAAUCACGGCUGGGGAGUUUUACACCCACAAUGGAGGCGCAGCGAACUACCUUUGCCUUCCAAAGACCCCAAAGUACGAUCAGUACAAGGACGGCGUUCAGAGGAUUGGUAUAUGGCACUGAGUACGAACUGUCGUUUAACCCUUUUCACAAAAAUCUCCAAGACCACAAUGCACCUUGUGCCGUCUGCUAUGUCGACUCACGUGGCUCAAUGCUGAUGAUGCCCACUCGGAAUGACUUUCCAUCUGGAUGUACCGAGGAGUAUCAUGGGUAUCUGAUGACUUCUCACUACACAGACAAAAACCAAAAAGAAUUCAUCUGUGUUGAUAGAGAUCCGGAGUUCAUCCCUGGCACCCAGGCAAACACGAAUGGCGCCUUGAUGAUGUACUUUGUCGAAUGCACAUGUGGACGAAAUUUGCCGUGUGAUCCAUAUGUUUCAGGUCGAGAGUUGACUUGCGCUGUUUGCACCAACUAA
This is a messenger RNA of Porites lobata, 1115 nucleotides long. The record is from the annotation of a GenBank genome assembly. NCBI's taxonomy places the organism in Eukaryota, Metazoa, Cnidaria, Anthozoa, Scleractinia, Poritidae.